Messenger RNA from Fusarium keratoplasticum, 2379 nucleotides. Its product is annotated as ATP-dependent DNA helicase. The record is from RefSeq and is a predicted model, not a curated record. Bases 1 to 2379 code for a protein of 792 amino acids. The transcript is spliced from 2 exons. Lineage: Eukaryota; Fungi; Ascomycota; Sordariomycetes; Hypocreales; Nectriaceae.
AUGGACGACGAGGGUUCGGUGGAUAUCGAGGAAAUCCUCUCUCUGCUCAACCAGGGAGAAGACGCGCCAGCAUGCAAGACCGGAGGACCAGUGACGGAUGCGGCAAGCGAGUCUUGCUGUGAAGCUGGAGCUGAGGCUAACCAGGUCACGGUACCGAUCAACGAGGUCACCUCUUCUGGAAUGUUUCCGCUGGACGGGCCGCCAGAUGUUGCAGACGUCGAGAAAUUGCGGUUUGCGUACGACGCCGUCGGUGAAGGUGCUAGGACCGGCCAUAUUGGCCUGAGAACAUGGGUUGGAUCCUCAGCUGAAACGCGGCGGGGUCAUGCAGACGACUCUGAACCGUACAUUCAUGUUUCUCGGGGGGAUGAAUUCGCCGACUCGUUUGAUGCCUCGUUCUUCGCGAAGACGUUCCCGACCUUGUUCCCGUUUGGCAUCGGAGGACCAAGAUUAGCUGAAGAGGCCAUACUAGAAGUGGGAAAGGCCGCUGACCUGCGAGGUGGGAUUAUAGAGGCAGGGGCGGCUAUGCGAGAUCUCAUAGGCUCGCGAAAUUUGAAUCUUCGGACGUGGGCCGACAUUGUGCUCCGGCGCCAUGGUGGCCGAUUCGCGACGCACCACGUCUUUGCAUUUCUUGUCUUCAACAUAGGUGUGCGGUCGAGGAACCGUCGCGUCAGCAUGCUGAGCGUGACGAGGAAGAAUUUCCGCAAGGUAGAGCGCAUUGUGCGCUUGCUGACCGCAGAAAGGUUGGCGGCGGCGAGGGUCGAGCUAGAGAGCUCAGGCAAGACGACCGACGAUGGUGUAAAGGAGCUGCUCAGGAGCCUGUCGCUGUACGGCCACCGGCAGCCCAUGUCGAGAGAGGCCCGCCUCAAUAUGCGGCGGAAAAUCCAGUCGCUCAUCGUUGGCUACGGCGUGCCGGCCAUCUGGUUCACUCUGAACCCGAAUGACAUUACGAAUCCGGUGAAGCUGCGGCUGGCGGCAUACCGCACCCGCGACCCCGACGAGGCCGAGGGGUUUCUCGAAAGCCUUGGAAAUGCGUACAAACAGACACGGCUGGCCAUCUCAGAUCCCAUGAGCUCCGCCAUAUUCUUCCACCGAGAGAUGAAGCUCUUUUUCGAUCAUUACGUGAAGGUCGGCGAAGAGUCAGUAUUCGGGCGCAUCAGAAAGUACUAUGGCGCUGUGGAGACCAACGAACGAGGGGCGCUUCAUGUCCAUGGGCUGCUCUGGCUGCACGGAAACUCACAUCUGAGCUCGAUGCUUGCCGACGUCCACGGGGAGGAUCAGGCGGCGUAUCGUGAGCGAAUCAUCCGAUAUGUGGAUAGUGUCUUCUCCGAGGAUCUGGACCUGGAAGGGUUCUGCGCCGUGCAAGCGGAGCGAUCGGUGACGUCCGACAUUUCCUCCCUUCUGGACAACGCCGAACAGUUCUCGGCCGCAUUCGACGAGGAGGCAAACUUCUAUGCCGGCGCGACACAGGUUCACACGCAUAGCCCAACCUGUGUCAAGUAUUCCCUGGGUAAAGGAGGGCGGAAAGCGGAUCUCUGUCGGUUCAAGGCGCCAUGGAGAUUGGUCGAGAAGACUGCCUUCACGGCAGAGAGGGUGCUGCAGGUCCGGAGGACGCACCUCAUGGUGAAUCGGUGGAACAAGGCCAUCGCCGUCGGGCUCCGGCACAACCACGACAUCUCCUUCAUCGCGACGCAGCGCAAGACCAUGGCCCUCAUUUAUUAUGUCACGAAUUACGCGACGAAAGUGGAGGAUCCGCUGUGGAAGCGUGUGGCCGCCGCGGUAGAGCUCUGGGCCGCAUCAACGGAUGACGACGGGAUGGCCAACGGAGCUGGUAACGGGACGGCCGACGGGGGGUACGGUGAUACCAAUGACGCCAUCAAGGGGAACAGGACGCGGCAGUUUUUGAUGAGGGUGGCGAACCGUGUGUUCACGGAGCGACCGCUGUCGCAGGUCGAGGUCAUCGCUCAUCUCCUAGGAUAUCCGGCUGAGUUUACCAACAGCAGCGCUUGGGCGUACCUGAACACAUCUCUGCUGUACUGGCACGUAUUUCGACGAUGGCGGCAUCUCCGACAAGCAAGCGGCGCAGCGGCCACAGAUGAUACCCUGGAUGAGUCGGUCAUCGUCGAAGAAGCAGGCCUGAGAAUAUCCCACGUCGAGGCGUAUCCGCACCGGGGAGAGGCCCUGCAAGGUCUAUGCUUGUACGACUACAUAUCGCUCAUCACACUCAAACGCAAUAUCAACGACGAGAGAUGUGCGGCUUGGGGGGAGGUGCCUUUCGAGGAAGGGUGGGCGCCAGGAAGCCGCUGGGUCCAGGUGCUCAGGCGGCCGGGCGAGCAGGCUACCGUCUGCCGGGAAUUGAUCCAGGCACCGCCGGCGGUGUGA